This is a messenger RNA of Mastomys coucha (southern multimammate mouse), 3268 nucleotides long. It is a transcript of the gene Slc5a8, whose product is annotated as solute carrier family 5 member 8. Lineage: Eukaryota; Metazoa; Chordata; Mammalia; Rodentia; Muridae. Gene Ontology annotation, molecular function: organic acid:sodium symporter activity. Gene Ontology annotation, cellular component: membrane. Bases 295 to 2130 code for a protein of 611 amino acids. Gene Ontology annotation, biological process: propanoate transmembrane transport; sodium ion transport. The record is from RefSeq and is a predicted model, not a curated record. The transcript is spliced from 15 exons.
GCAGUCUUACUCGGGUGGUGAGCGCUCAGUGCUGCCGCGGCGCGACUUCUCCAGGUCCCAGGGGGUCAGGGGCGCAGCUGACAACAGGGGUUUCCCCGAUCGGGCCACUGGCAACAGGUAUUUAGGCUCGUACUUCCUUGAGGAUCCACACCUGCGGGACGUACCUGGUCUCCACAGGACGCCACGCCUGCCUCAACAGGGAGAAAAAAGCGAGCGCCGGCCUGAGGCUAAAGCCACCUGUGCUGCGCCUGCUACCACUGUGCACUCUGUGCGCAGGUCACCUAGGGGGGGACCAUGGACGCGUCGCGGGACAUCGGCAGCUUUGUGGUGUGGGACUACGUGGUGUUCGCAGGCAUGCUGCUCAUCUCAGCGGCCAUCGGCAUCUAUUACGCCUUCGCGGGGGGCGGCCAGCAGACCUCCAAGGACUUUCUGAUGGGCGGCCGCAGUAUGAGCGCUGUGCCUGUGGCUCUGUCCCUCACCGCCAGCUUCAUGUCUGCUGUCACUGUCCUGGGCACUCCCGCCGAGGUCUACCGUUUUGGAGCGAUAUUCAGCAUCUUUGGCAUCACCUACUUUUUUGUAGUGGUUAUCAGCGCGGAGGUCUUCCUUCCGGUGUUCUAUAGGCUGGGCAUCACCAGCACCUACGAGUAUUUGGAACUUCGGUUUAAUCGAUUCAUUCGUCUCUGUGGCACGAUCCUCUUCAUCGUUCAAACAAUUCUGUACACUGGGAUUGUGAUUUAUGCCCCUGCUCUGGCUUUGAAUCAAGUUACAGGAUUUGAUCUGUGGGGCGCAGUGGUGGCCACAGGGGUGGUCUGCACAUUCUACUGCACACUGGGCGGUCUUAAAGCAGUUGUCUGGACAGAUGUUUUUCAAGUUGGGAUCAUGGUGGCUGGAUUUGCAUCUGUAAUUAUACAGGCUUCAAUAACACAAGGUGGCAUCAAUAAGAUUUUAAGUGAUGCCUCUAAUGGUGGAAGAUUAAACUUCUGGAAUUUUAAUCCUAACCCUUUGCAAAGACACACGUUCUGGACAAUUAUCAUUGGAGGGACUUUUACCUGGACCACCAUCUAUGGUAUCAACCAGUCCCAAGUGCAGAGAUAUAUUUCCUGUAAAAGCAGACUCCAUGCAAAACUGUCUCUCUAUGUCAACCUUGUGGGCCUCUGGGUGAUCCUCACCUGCUCCGUGUUCUGUGGGCUUGCCCUGUACUCCAGAUACCAUGACUGUGAUCCCUGGACAUCUAAGAAAGUGUCAGAAGUUGACCAGCUUAUGCCUUAUUUGGUGCUGGACAUUUUGAAAAAUUACCCUGGUGUUCCUGGACUUUUUGUGGCCUGUGCUUACAGUGGGACAUUAAGCACAGUGUCCUCUAGCAUCAAUGCUCUGGCAGCAGUCACUGUGGAAGAUCUCAUCAAACCUCACUUCAAGUCUCUCUCAGAGAAGUCUCUGUCUUGGAUUUCCCAAGGAAUGAGUGUGCUGUAUGGAGCUUUGUGCAUUGGAAUGGCUGCUGUGGCAUCCUUGAUGGGAGCCUUGUUACAGGCAGCACUCAGCAUAUUUGGCAUGGUUGGUGGACCACUUAUGGGCUUGUUUUCUUUGGGCAUCUUGGUUCCCUUCGCCAACUCUGUUGGAGCACUCAUUGGUUUGUUGGCUGGAUUUGCUGUUUCUUUAUGGGUAGGAAUUGGAGCCCAGCUUUAUCCUCCACUUCCUGAGAGAACCUUACCAUUGCCCCUUGAAACCUAUGGUUGUAACAGCACACACAAUGGGUCAGACUGGGUGUCAACCACAGAAAUGCCGUUUUCUACUAGUGCUUUUCAAAUACACAAUGUGGAAAGGACUCCACUGAUGGACAAUUGGUAUUCAUUAUCAUAUCUGUACUUCAGCACUAUUGGAACAUUGACAACAUUGCUCGUGGGGAUACUUAUCAGUUUAUCAACAGGAGGAAGAAAACAGAACUUAGACCCCCGAUUCUUACUAACCAAAGAGGACUUUUUAUCCAAUUUUGAUGCAUUUAAGAAAAAGAAUCACGUUUUAAACUAUAAACUGCAUCCUGUGGAAGUUGGUGGAACUGAUAACCCUGCCUUCAACCAUGUUGAGCUGAACUUCACAGAUCACAGCGGCAAGAUCAAUGGGACUCGGUUGUGAAGCAUCUCCAGGGCUAGAUGCUAUUGUAUAAUGUCUGUUUUUUUUUUUUAAACAUGUUUUAAGAUAGUUGGGUCAGAUCAGUUUUUUCCCUAUCAUGACUAUUUUUGGAAGAUAUAUUUUGUUAAAACUAAAUCCCAAUUUGGUUUACUUUAUACACUGAUUUAUUGAUGCAACCCUGGAGUUGGGAGUUUCAACAUGAGCUCUGGUUGCAAAUAUUAUGACUACAUACAUGUGUGAAAGACAAAUGUGGAGAUACACACAUGAUAUUUGAUAAUCAAAGGCAUAUUCUUACAUUUGGGUAUUCCUUACUGAAAAUAUUUUACUUGCUUUUGGUGCUAGUAUGUAUGUUCUGGGAUCUUUACUAGAAUUGUAAAUCUUGGAAAGAGAUUUCUUUCCUCCCCCUACAUACUCAGUUUCUAGGCAGCAGGGCCAUGAGGAAGAGCAGAGGAUUUCUGUGAACUUUACUUCUGGAUCAGCCCAUGCUAUAACCUUGCCACUGAGUCUGCUUCUGAAUGGGCAAAUAGCAGCAUCCUGUCUAGGAGACCUUAGAGACCAGUGAUCAAGUUCAUCUUUAAUACAUGCUUGUGUCUGUUUUCCUCCCCUGAGAUUCCUGAUGAUUGGCCAAGUACAGUGCUUAUCGUAGACUAUAGACAAUUGACUAUAGAUUAUAGUUUUUAAUCUUCAUUCCCAAUUUCUGUUCUAUUAACCUUGCUUUUGUAGGGCAUGUUGUCUGUUCUUAACUAUUCCAGCUUCCUGCUUGUAGCCCUGGGCUUAGAUAUGCCUUGGGACACCCAGUAUAAAUCAUGUCACCUCUGUCCUUCAGUCCCCAGGCCCCAGCCUAUACUAACACAUGCUUCUUAUAUAUUGGGUAACCCAAAAACAUUAUAUAUUUGAAAAAUGUGAAGUCCCAUGGACUCACAUAAUUGCUUUUAGUGCUGUUAAGUUGAAUUACUAAUUCAUAUAGUUAAAGAACUAAAUUUUUUUUUCACGUGUUCCAGGUUACUAAAUACAUGCUUUGUUCUAUUUUCUAAGAUUUCAAGCAGUAGUUUCAAAGUUCUUAGCCAUUUAUUUGGCUAUGUUCAUAGCUACAACUUGUGUUACAGAGUUUCAUCAAUAACUUAUUUUUCUAUAAUACCCA